AUGUAUAACACAGACUUGAAUUCAAACCCAUUAGUAGACGAUAAACUUUUAUCUUACAAUUGUAUUUCGCCAUGGUUAGGACCUUUCUGUCGUUUUACAUUUGAUUAUAAUAUAGAUGAAACCUUCAAUGAUAUAAUUCGAUGGAUUUUUGUAAGUAAAGGAAUCAUAUAUCAAGAUAUCAAAGUGGCAUGUUAUCAAUCUCAACACUUAAAAUGUGACACACUAAUUUCUUGUUUGGAUUGGCGUGACAUUUGUGACAGAAAACAUGACCGUUUUGAUGGGUCAGAUGAGAAACAUGGUUGGAAAUUAGAAAUCAACCAUUGCGCUGAGGAUGAGUAUCGAUGCCAUAAUGGUCAAUACAUACCCGUUGAAUUCCUUCAGGACAGUGCAAUACAAUACGAAUGCUUGAAUAAAACAGAUGAAAGUUUUAUUCCUGGCUAUCAAAAAGAAUGCCAUGGGCAGUUUAACUUUCAAUGUGAAGAACACAUGUGUCGACCGGGUAUUGUACAAUUUUCAUGCGGAGAUGGCCAAUGUACGAAUGGAAUAAUUAGACGUGACAAUGGUCGUAGCAGUCUUUUGCUGCCUGAUUUGUGCUCAAACGUAACUGCUUGCUCCAUGAUAACCAUGGGUUUUGUCGAUCGCAAAUGGUGUAAAAAAUUUUGUCCAAAAUUAAUGUGGCUAGACAACACUAGGUCUUAUGAAAAUUUGGAAGAGAUUGUUAAUGCUGUUAGAGAAAAAUUUCGUGCACGCUUAGUGAUUGUUGAUGAAAACAAUUAUUGUAAUUGCUCAACAGUAUAUCAAUGUCAGAACUCAAAAAAAUGCAUUUCAAAAUCUCGCCUUCUCGAUGAUCUCGUUGCUUGUCCUAUUGGUGAUGAUGAGCCGUGGAAUCAAAGUUGUUCGUUGAGCGAUAGAAACCAUCGUUUUAAAUGUUACGAUGAAGAUCAUGACAAAUGUUUUGCGUUGUUGGUUUAUCAAGAUCCAAAGAAAAACUGCAAAUAUGUCGAGGAUGAAAGGGGUGAAUUUGGAACAACCCCAUCUGAAAUCAAUAUCAAUAUGCUGUUUCAAAACAUUUGUGAUGGAAAACAAGAUUUUCCUUCAAUAUUAAUCGAUGGUCAUUACGAAACAGAUGAGACAGAUUGUCAAGUAUGGCCAUUGAAUUGUCCUCCCUCGACUUGUCCUUCACUUGAACAUUCUUGUGUAUUUCCAAAUGACACAUCAAAAAUUUCAUGUUUACCUAUUACACGAGUUGGCGAUAAUAUUUCUGACUGUCUUGGCACAACAGAUGCACGAAAAUAUUUCUGUCAAUUUGUUACAACUUUAAAACGUCACAAAUUUAUGCAUUUCAAAUUAUCUAAUUUACCUACUUAUCCAACACUGUUAAUGUCACAUGAUACAUCAAAUCUAUCACCAGACCGAGCAGAACCUCGUCUAGUCAAAGAGAAUCGACCAAAAAAUGUAUCGAAAAACUAUUCCGUACAAAUCUAUGCAUACAAUCAAAUGACAUUAAAUUAUCGAGCUAGUUGGAUAUUUUCAAUUAAAUUUCCUUUUCUUCCUGUGUAUCAUCCAGCUGCAGUAUUGAAAGUUCCAUUUGAUAAUGUGCAACCUAUUCAAACAUGUCGAUCUCCAUACAUUCAUGGUCAAUGUUUCAAUUAUAUUAAUAAUCCAAAUUCAACACUUUGUCGUUGUCACGCGGGUUGCGAUUCCAUUUGUUUAUGCCGAUUGGGUCGAUUUGGUGCUCGUUGUUAUCUUCGUCAUACUUUGUGUGAUUCUAACCCAUGUUUGAACAACCGACAAUGUUUACCAUGGGAUCCUAGUUUAGGUACAGGCAGUCAAAAAAAUGCAAUAUGUAUUUGUCCACCAGGAUAUAUGGGAGCACAUUUUCCUUCGAAUCGAUGCCCAUCAAUUAAUGAAAUAUUCAAUGAAACUUUUGCUACUCAACAUAUAUUAAAACGGAUCAAACGGUAUCAUGUACCAUGUGAACAAUCCUUUAAUUUAAUGUGUUUCCAUGAUAAUUAUUAUAUCUGCCUAUGUAACCUUGAUUAUCAAUCGAAUUGUUUCCCAUUUGACCAUAACAUGACGUACACCUGCACAGGAUACAAUUUCUGUAAAAAUGGCGGUUUCUGUUUUGUUGAUAAUCGUAAUUGUCCAACAUCCUCAUUUUGUGUUUGUCGUCAAUGUUAUUUCGGAUCACGAUGCCAAUUUUCUACUGAAGGAUCAACACUUUCAUUAGAUAUCAUAUUAGGUUAUCAAAUAAAAACAAAAACUUCUCUUUAUUAUCAGCCGAAGAUUCUUAAACUUGCUAUUGUCUUAACAACAAUUAUGUAUGUUUUUGGUAUCGUUAAUGCUUUUCUCUGCUUUCAAACUUUUCGAAGAAAGCAAACACAAAAUGUUGGUUGUGGUCUCUAUCUUUUGGCUACAUCCAUCGCAUCCUUUGCAACUAUGUUGAUAUUCAAAAUCAAGUUCUGGUUUCUCUUAGCAUCAAAAAUCGGUUGGAUUGGUCAUCGUUCGUUUUUAAACACACAAUGCACAUUUUUUGAAUUUAGUCUUCGACUUUUUCUCAAUGCUGGUGAAUGGCUCACUGCUUCUGUAGGCAUUGAACGUGCUGUAAAUGUUAGACAAGAAAUUCAUUUUAAUAAAACAAAGAGUAUUCAAAUAGCCAAGGGGAUUAUUUUAUUUGUUUUUAUUGGUAAUAUUUCUACACUUAUUUAUGAUCCAAUGUAUCGUCGUCUUAUUGAUGAUGAGGAAGAGCAACGUACAUGGUGUGUCACUAAUUAUUCUCCAUCGGUAGGAAUAUUUGAUGUAGUGAUAAAUAUUUUUCAUUUCUGUAUUCCAUUUGCAAUGAAUUUUAUAUCGGCAUUAGUUAUUAUUUAUAAUACAGCUUAUAUACGUGCAAAGUCACACGAGAAAAUUUCGUUCAAACAAAAUCUUUAUAAACAAAUCGCCGUGGAUAAACAUUUGUUAAUCUCUCCAUUUAUUCUCAUUAUAUUAGCGUUACCUCGUCUAAAUAUUUCAUUUUUAUUCGGAUGUAUGAAAUCGACUCAUGAUUCGUGGUUUUAUUUGAUGGGACCUUUCAUUUCAUUCAUUCCGUCGACGAUAACAUUUGUGGUAUUUGUUCUACCAUCAGAUUUGUACAAGAAAGAAUUCAAAUAG
Rotaria socialis is the source of this 3150-nucleotide messenger RNA. The record is from the annotation of a GenBank genome assembly. NCBI's taxonomy places the organism in Eukaryota, Metazoa, Rotifera, Eurotatoria, Philodinida, Philodinidae.